UAUAGUAUACAAAUAAACAAUUUCUGUGAUGAAUAAAAUAAAUUUUAAACGAAAUAGUUGCUCAAAAAUAUUUAAUUUUUUUUUUCAAUUAUCUAUAAUAACUAAAGCGAGAUUGCAAUAUUAAAUCUUGGUUAUAUGGAAUCUCGAAAGCAUUAAAAAAUCUAAAAGAAAUUUUGUUCUCAGUUCAACAAUAUACGCCGUAAAGGAGAAGAGUAUUUGAAAGCGGCAUCGUUACCUUAACCUCUAAUUAAAUAUGGACGUUCAAAGGCAUUCAGUUCAUACAUUGGUCUUUCGUUCGCUGAAACGAACGCAUGAUACUUUUCUUACAAAUCAAGGAAUGCUGCCUCCAGUUGAUCCCGAAUUAGAAAAAUUAAAGAAAAAUAUAAAAGCAAAAGAUUCAUACGGUCCGAUAAUUGAACGAGUAAAAACUAACGAACGUGAGAAAGUUAAAAAUCACAACGAAAAUACAGAUCCACCUCCACCGGGCGAUGAAUCGUUUACUAAUGUACCAAGUGAUGCAGUGGUGCCCCAUACCAAUGUCUCUACAAGUACACUUUCUACAGCACUUGCAACAACUACCAAUAACACAGUAGCAUUAGCACCAAAAAAAGCUCCAUCGAUGAUAAAACCCAAAUGGCAUCCGCCUUGGAAAUUGUACCGUGUGGUUAGUGGUCAUUUAGGAUGGGUGAGAUGUUGUGCUGUAGAACCUGGUAACGAAUGGUUUGCCACUGGCUCGGCCGAUAGAGUAAUUAAGAUUUGGGACCUAGCUCUUGGAAAAUUAAAAGUGUCUUUAACUGGACAUAUCAGCAGUGUUAGAGCUCUAGCCUUCUCUCAUAGGCACCCAUACCUUUUCUCUUGUGGAGAAGAUAGACAAGUAAAAUGUUGGGAUCUCGAGUAUAAUAAAGUUAUAAGACAUUACCAUGGGCACUUGUCAGCUGUCUAUUCGAUGGCAUUACACCCUACGAUUGAUGUAUUGACUACAGCUGGAAGAGAUGCUACUGCUCGAGUUUGGGAUAUGCGAACAAAAGCUAAUGUUCAUACUCUUGUUGGACAUACAAACACUGUUGCAAGUGUUAUUAGCCAGUCAAGUGAACCUCAAAUUAUUACAGGAAGUCACGACUGUACUAUAAGAUUAUGGGAUCUUGCAGCAGGCAAAUCUAGAGCAACAUUAACCAAUCACAAAAAAAGUGUGAGAGCACUUUGUUUUCAUCCUUCAGUAUACAUGUUUGCUUCCGCUUCUCCAGAUAAUAUUAAAGAAUGGAAAUGUCCAGAUGGUAAAUUUGUACAAAAUUUGUCUGGUCACAAUGCUAUUGUAAAUUGUUUAGCAAUUAAUUCAGAAGGAGUAUUAGUUUCGGGUGCAGACAAUGGUACAAUGCAUCUUUGGGACUUUAGAACCGGUUAUAAUUUCCAACGUCUUCAAGCUCCGGUACAGCCGGGAUCAAUGGACAGUGAAGCCGGUAUCUUCAGUAUUACAUUUGACAUGACCGGAAGUCGGAUGAUUACGACAGAAGCUGAUAAAACUAUAAAAAUGUACAAAGAAGAUACAGAAGCGACUGAAGAAACUCACCCAAUUAAUUGGAGACCAGACAUUAUCAAACGAAGAAAAUAUUAAAAACUGCAUUGUGAAGUGUAUAUUAUUAUAAUUGUACAAAAUUUUUAAUAUAAAUUGCUAUAAAAACAAA
Molecule: messenger RNA, 1682 nt
Organism: Chelonus insularis
Lineage: Eukaryota; Metazoa; Arthropoda; Insecta; Hymenoptera; Braconidae
Gene: Tango4
Product: transport and golgi organization 4
Exons: 9
Coding region: 254-1612 (452 amino acids)
Biological process (GO): mRNA splicing, via spliceosome
Cellular component (GO): precatalytic spliceosome; Prp19 complex; catalytic step 2 spliceosome
Molecular function (GO): protein binding
Source: RefSeq, a predicted model, not a curated record